AUGGCUAUUCUCAUUCCCAGCAUUUCUAACGGUACUGUCGAGGAGGUCUCAAGCGUGUCUCCUCAUGUGACAAAGGUCGCGGGAGCUAAGCCCAAAUCAUAUCACAAUUUGAAUUUCGAUAUCAUCGACAUACGCCAUGAUGGUGCCGAAAUCGAGUUGAAGGAUGAGAUAUUGGCAUCUUUGAGACCAAAAAGUGGUCUCAAGAGUCUGCCUACCCUGCUCUUGUAUGACGAGCGGGGUCUACAAAUAUAUGAAGAAAUCACUUAUUUGUCUGAAUACUAUCUUACAAACGCAGAGAUAGAUGUCCUUGAACGUUCCGCGGAAAGUAUCGCUGCAAAUAUACCUUCUAACUCUAUGGUUGUUGAGCUGGGAAGCGGUAAUUUGCGCAAGGUGAGUAUAUUAUUACGAGCUUUAGAUGCGGCGGGAAAAUGUGUCGACUACUACGCGCUUGAUCUUUCAUUGAAAGAGUUAGAGAGAACUCUAGAACAGGUCCCGGAUUUCAGAUACGUGAAGUGUCAUGGGCUUCAUGGUACUUAUGACGAUGGUCUUGCAUGGUUGAAACUUCCUGAAAACUCUUCCAGGCCAAAGUGCGUGGUAUCGAUGGGAUCGAGCAUUGGUAACUUUCAAAGACACGAUGCAUCGGCGUUUUUGAAGAGCUUUGCGGAAGUUUUAAGCCCCUCGGACAUGUUUCUCAUUGCCAUCGAUGCAACUAGUAACCCAGAAAAAUAUAUCAUGCUUAUAAUGGUGUGUCUACUCAGAUCCAACACUUUUCCUGCGGCUAAUCUUGAUAAAAAAGACAAGAAAGGGAUCACCCACAAGUUUAUCUUGAAUGGUUUGAUUCAGGCGAACAAAAUACUCGGAGAGAAUGUAUUUGAUAUUGCAGACUGGACUGUCGUCGGAGAAUAUGUAUAUGACACACAAGGAGGUCGUCACCAGGCCUUUUAUUCUCCAACUCGAGAUAUUGUCAUCAAAGACGUUCUUGUAAAAGCAGGUGAACGUGUGAAAAUAGAGGUCAGUUUGAAAUACUCACAGGAAGAAACAUCCAAGCUAGUGAAAGAUGCUGGGAUGAUGGAAGCUCAGAAAUGGUCAGCUUCUAAGGAUGAAUAUAAUAUGCACCUCUUAGUGAAGAGCACAAUGACAUUCGACUCGAAUCCAGAUAUAUAUGCUUCGUCUACCGCCCCAACUUUCGAGGAUUGGAAAGGUCUGUGGUCAGUAUGGGAUACUGUCACCAGAAAAAUGAUUCCAAAUGAAGAGUUGGUCGAGAAGCCAAUUAAACUUCGAAAUGCUUGCAUUUUCUACCUGGGACAUAUUCCGACAUUCUUGGACAUGCAACUAAAUAAGGUUACUACAGAGCCGCUUUGUGAGCCUUCUUCAUAUCCCGCAAUUUUUGAAAGAGGAAUUGAUCCGGAUGUUGACAAUCCCGAGCAAUGUCACUCUCACUCCGAAAUUCCCGAUGAGUGGCCACCACUUGAGGAGAUUCUAUCAUAUCAAGAAAAGGUGAGAUCAAAAAUCAAGAAGAUAUAUGCAAGCCAAGCACUUCCCAGAAAUCUUGGUCGUGCACUUUGGUUGGGGUUUGAGCACGAAGCUAUGCAUUUGGAAACUCUCUUGUACAUGUUAUUGCAAAGUGAUAAGACUAUCCCACCCACUAGCGCUAGGCCAGACUUUAAAGGAGAAGCAGUAAAAGCCAAGGCAUUGCGAGUGCCAAACGAAUGGUUUACCAUUCCAGAGCAGAAAAUCGUAGUCGGGUUGGAUGACCCCGAGGAUAAUUCUGGACCGGAUAAUCAUUUUGGGUGGGAUAAUGAGAAACCUUCCCGAGAAGUUGUGGUUCAAUCAUUUGAAGCCAAAGGACGACCAAUUACCAAUGAAGAGUACGCUCUUUAUCUGGAACAAACACAUGAAAGCAAGAUCCCUGCUUCGUGGAUUAAAAAUCAGCAUUUGAACGGUUACACCAACGGUGCUUCAAAUGGAUACAGUAAUGGAAGUACAAAUGGGUCAACUUUGCCCCGUUUGAGUAAGGCAUAUCUUGAAGACAAGGCUGUUCGAACAGUCUAUGGUCCAGUGCCACUUGAGUAUGCUCUAGAUUGGCCUGUAUUCGCUUCAUACGAUGAGCUUUCUAGAUGUGCAAGUUGGAUGGGGGGGCGAAUCCCAACGGUUGAAGAAGCUCGAAGUAUAUACAGUCACGUCGACGGUUUGAACGUCAAGAAAGCAGAGAGACAUCUUGGAAAGACUGUGCCAGCUGUUAAUGGGCAUCUAAUAAACGAGGGCGUUGAAGAGACACCACCAUCACCAGCGCCUCAAACCGGUGGAAACUCUCAAGAGCUUUUCACCGACCUUGAAGGUGCCAAUGUAGGAUUCAAGAACUGGCAUCCAAUCUCCGUUACUGCUGGAGGUAAUAAACUUGCAGGGCAGGCUGGCAUGGGUGGUGUUUGGGAAUGGACCAGCUCAACACUCGUUCAGCAUGAAGGAUUUGAGCCGAUGCCUUUAUAUCCGGCAUAUACUGCCGACUUCUUUGACGGAAAACACAACAUCAUCCUUGGAGGAUCGUGGGCAACUCAUCCUCGCAUUGCUGGAAGGAAGACAUUUGUCAAUUGGUACCAGCGUAAUUAUCCAUACACAUGGGCAGGUGCACGAGUAGUCCGCGAUUUCUAG
Botrytis porri is the source of this 2649-nucleotide messenger RNA. RefSeq lists its product as uncharacterized. Bases 1 to 2649 code for a protein of 882 amino acids. The record is from RefSeq and is a predicted model, not a curated record. Lineage: Eukaryota; Fungi; Ascomycota; Leotiomycetes; Helotiales; Sclerotiniaceae. The transcript is spliced from 12 exons.